Messenger RNA from Leptinotarsa decemlineata (Colorado potato beetle), 4958 nucleotides. RefSeq lists its product as uncharacterized. NCBI's taxonomy places the organism in Eukaryota, Metazoa, Arthropoda, Insecta, Coleoptera, Chrysomelidae. The record is from RefSeq and is a predicted model, not a curated record.
AGUCAGGUUUUAGAAUGCGAAACAAAUUAUUAUUAUACAUGUGUCGUUUUAUUUGUUUUUUGUGUGUGUUUUAAUUGUAAUCAGUACAAAGUACUUUGUGGCCCGUUUCAGACCAAUAAACCGAAAAAUGUCUAGGGACAUGAACGUCACGGGACCAGAAGAUGAGAACCUUGAAGGUGAGAGCGACAGCGUGAACCAGACGGGUAGGAGGGGACAAAAUUCGUGUUCUCUACGGUUUCCAUCAUCACAAUUACGGGCUCCUACCUCGGUUAUGGAGAGAUUUCGUCGUCGCGCGUUUGGUCAGAAUUUCAAUUCUAGAAGUAACCCUGCUGAUACUUCAAGUCGUAGAAAAAAAAAGAUAGCUUUUAUAUUGAAACGACCGGUGUCUGUUCUGGAAAAUCCAGUAUCUGAGGAAGAGCAAUCUGUGGAAGAAUUGGAGUCUGUUGAGCAGCAAUCACUGUCUGAUGUAGAGCAAGAGGUGCCUGACCUUGAACAAUCGGUGAGAAUUGUUGAACAAUUGGUGUCCGUUGUUGAAGAAACGGUAUCUGAAAUGGAGUCACCAGCGCCUGUCUGUGAACAACCGAUUCCUGUCGUUGCACAAUUGCUCUCUGUUGCGCAGCAAACACUGACCCUUGUGGAGCAACCAGGGUCUGUUGUUAAGCAACCGGGGCUUGAUGAAAAACCGACGCCUAUCGUUAAACAAUCGGUGUCCGGCGUUGAAGAAUUUGUGUCUGGAGAGGAAUCACCAGGGCUCGUGUGUGAACAACCGGUUUCUGACAGUGAGCAAUUGAUGUCGGUUGCGCAGCAAACAGUACCUUUUAUAGAGCAAUCAGAUUCCGUUAUCAAGCAACCGGUGCCUGACGAUGGAACCUCAGCGACUAUCGUUGAACAAUCGGUGUCCGUCUUUGAAGAAAUGGUGUCUGAAGAGGAGUCACCAGGGCCUGUGUGUCAACAACCGGUUCCUGACGGUGAGCAAUCGCUGUCUGUUACGCAGAAACCAGAUUCUGUUGUUACCGUUGAACAGUCGAUGUCCAUCUUCGAAGAAAUGGUGCCUGAAGAAAACUCACCAGGGCGUGUCUGUGAACAACCGGUUCAUGACGGUGAGAAAUCGCUGUCUGUUGCACAGCAAACAGUGCCUUUCGUAGAGCAACCAGAUUCUGUUGUAAUGCAACCGGUACCUGACGAUGAAAACUCAGCGACCAUUGUUGAACAGUCGGCGGUGUCCGUCGUUGUGGAAAUAAUUUCUGAAGAGGAGUCACCAAGGAUCGUGUGUGAACAACCGGAUUCUGACGGUGAGCAAUCGCUGUCUGUUGCGCAGCAAACAUCACCCUUCAUGGAGCAACCAGAUUCUGUUGAUAUCGUUGAACAGUCGGUGUCCUUCGUUGAAGAAAUGGUGUCUGAAGAAGAGUCAUCAGGGCUCGUGCGUAAACAAUCGGAUUCUGACGGUGAGCAAUCACUGUCUGUUGCGCAGCAAACAGAACCCUUUGUGGAGCAACCAGAUUCUAUUGAGGUCCUCGUUGAAGAAAUUUUGUCUGAAGAGGAGUCAUCAGGGCUCAUGUGUAAACAACCGGUUCCUGACGGUGAGCAAUCACUGUCUGUUGCGCAGCAAACAGAACCCUUUGUGGAGCAACCAGAUUCUAUUGAGGUCCUCGUUGAAGAAAUUUUGUCUGAAGAGGAGUCACUAGGGCUCGUGUGUAAACAACCGGUUCCUGACGGUGAGCAAUCGCUGUCUGUUGCGCAGCAAACAGAACUCUUUGUGGAGCAACCAUAUGCUCUUGAAGUCCUCGUAGAAGAAAUUUUGUCUGAAGAGGAGUCACCAGGGCUCAUGCGUAUACAAUCGAAUUCUGACGGUGAGCAAUCGCUGUCUGUUGCGACGCAAACAUCACCCUUCAUGGAGCAACCAGAUUCUGUUGAUAUCGUAGAACAUUCGGUGUCCGUUGUUGAAGAAACGUUGACUGAAGAGGAGUCACCAGGGCUCGUGCGUAAACAAUCGGAUUCUGACGGUGAGCAAUCGCUGUCUGUUGCGCAGCAAACAUCACCCUUCAUGGAACAACCAGAUUCUGUUGAUAUCGUUGAACAGUCGGUGUCCGUCGUUGAAGAAAUGGUAUCUGAAGAGGAGUCACCAGGGCUCGUGUGUGAACAACCGAUUCCUGACGGUGAGCAAUCGCGGUCUGUUGCGCAACAAACAGUACCCUCCGUGGAACAACCAUAUUCUAUUGUUGAGCAACCGAUUCCUGACGAUGAAAUUUCGGCGACUAUCGUUAAACAGUCGGGGUUCGUCGUUGAAGAAAUGGUGUCUAAAGAGGAGUCAGCAUCGCUGUCUAUUGCGCAGCAAACAGUACCUUUUGUGGAGCGACCAGAUUCUAUUGUUGAGCAACCGAUGGCUGACGAUGAAAAAUUGGCGCCUAAUGUCCUUGAACAAGAAGUGCCAUCUGGGCAGCAACCAAUGCAUGAUGUGAGGCGUCAAAAUGAUGUAGAGUUUCAAGCACAGCUCCAAAUUGUGAGAGAAAUGUGUAAUACAGCAAUGAACAGUAUACCAUUUCUCGCCGAACCGGUACAGAACUAUUCCAGUUUUGCAGACGAGAACUCGAUCAAUGUCAUAGAAUUUCUCAGACAGCAAUGUCGAAGAAUCUUUUCGGAUAAAGUCCUGAAAGCCGUCAACACCUCCGCCGCCGGUACGUCUGCCCCUCCUCAAUCUGGAAGCGAUGAGAACAACCGUCAAGCGGGCUGCUCGAGUUCUCAGAGUUGUAGACAAGUACAGCAGGAAUUAUUGAAUCGUAUGCAAGAUUGUGUCAAGGCGUUUUUCAAGCAAAGAUGGGAAAUUGAACAGCUGAAGCUGUCUCUCGAAAUGAUGCAAAUCGAGGUAGAAAGUCUUCGAAGGAUCGCCGAUCACCCCACUCGAAAUUGGACGUCCGCACCGUUCGACCACAAUCCUUUCCCAGAUCAAAGAAACACUAACUACCCAUCGACCUCUUCUGGGCCUAACUUCAACCAAUACGGCCAGCAACCUCCUUUCACGCCUAACUUCAACCAAUUCGGCCCACCCCCUGCUUUUCCUCCGAACCAGAAUUACGACAACAACAGUAAUUGGAAUUAUCCUUAUUUGAAUUCUCCUCUGAAUACAGGAGUCCCUUUCGGAGAACAAGCAAACAGCAGCCAAACUCAUCCGAACCAAAUGUUGAACAGGUCAUUCCCAAAUAUUCCGCCUCCCAACAUGAACAGAUCUGAUAAUAGUUGGAAUCUCAGAAGCCGAUCUCACCAAAAUCUAUUUUCCGACUACCCAUCUUCUUCUGGGCAACAAUCCGGCAACAACGAAGGUAUCUCUAAUUAUAUGAAGUCUUCCACAUCUCAGCCUAACGUCGACAACCAACGAAGUAAUCAAUACGCGUGGCCUCCUACAUCCAGCGAUCCCCAACAAUUCGGCAAUAACCAAAGAGUUUUUCAAUUUAAUGUUCCACCUCCUACACUAGGCUAUAACCAAAGAGGCAAUCAGUACAGGGAGCCAACUCAGCAACGAAGUGAUCGGAACACAACUCCGUUAAUCUCGCCAAAUUUCACCAGAAAUCAAAGGGGCAGACAUAAUUCCCAGUCGACCAAUAAAACUCCCAUUCGCCAAAGAAACAUUCAGGACACAACAACUCCUGAACGACCUAAUCAAUACAGGGGACCUCCAGUGCCUACCUCACAGCAAUUCGUCGACGACCAACAAGAUGAUCAACAGCCGGCCCUUCCUUCAUGUAUGUACCAGCAAGCUAAUUACCAAAGACCUACUCAUUUCGUGGAGUCUCCUACACCUAGUUCCGCACGAAGCCCAGUUGUGCCUAGUCAGGAAUGCAAUUCAGCAGUUCUGAAAAAGUUGAUAGACGAUAUCAUCAACAGUUCUCUGGUUGAUUUUGAAUCGACAGACGUUCGAUGCCAGAUUCGAAAAGAAAAAAUGUUCGAGGCUGUGUCUGCUCUCUUCAGAACCUAUAGCAAUAUUCCCGAGUUUUUACCCAAUCUGAUUCGAGAACUCUUCAAUCUUGGAGCCAAUCUCUGGGACUCGGGCAUGUUCGAAGUAAUACGAAGGGUUGUUUUGCAGGAAGUUCCCCAACCUUUUGGUAACGUGCGUCUAACCCCCAAUGAGCAGGUGGCGGCUGAGGUUUUGGAAAGCUUAAGCAUGAACACAAAUGAUUUUUCGGUUCCUCCUACUAUGAACACGUUCAAUACAUUCACUCUCAGUAGUUUCAUCCAGCUUCCAGAUUGUGAAGUAUUUCAAGACAUGUAUGACCUAUUGAAGGAAAUUGAACCGUUUUUGAAGAAACACUCAAACAGGACUUUUGAUAGAGAACUACUCGAAUCCUUGAGAAACUAUAUAGUGGAAUCAGCCAUGUUCGCGAGAUUCGUUUACGAACCGGCUUUCCGCAACCAUUUUUCCUCACUUCUGGAUAGAAUGCUGGCUCAGUACUGUAGAAAUACUGUUUCACAUGUUACAAACCAUUUGAACCAAUCGUUAGAGAUAUUUGUCGCGCCAGAAAUCGGAUUGUAUCAGUAUUUGCAGAGGCAUUAUCCCAUUACAGAUGAAGCGAGUGGUUUCGAUUUUAACAUUCCAGAAAUACAACCUCCCUCAGAAGCAAAUGAACCUACUACCACAACUGGCGAGAGUGUAAAUACAACUGGAAAACCAAAUAAUUCAAGAGGCAAUAAUAAAAAGAAGAGGAGAAAAAACAAGAAGGGAAGUAGUGAAGCAAAUAGCAGUCAGACAGAUGUCGUUGUCAAGAACCCGAUUACGUCAUCCACUCCAAAAAAAGGGAGAAAAUGAUGCGACAAUUCUCCAGUCAGACAUCCACUUAAAUUUUAUAUAUUUUUGAAUUUCUGUAUUUUACUUGUUGCUUAAGCGAUUGUGAUAUGUGAUUAGCGUAUAAUAUUAUAUUAUUUGACGAUGUUCUUUAACUUUUUAAAUAAUAAAUGUUUUAUUGCAA